Molecule: messenger RNA, 708 nt
Organism: Ectocarpus sp. CCAP 1310/34
Lineage: Eukaryota; Phaeophyceae; Ectocarpales; Ectocarpaceae
Source: the annotation of a GenBank genome assembly
AUGGGCAAGAGCUUCGACAAGAGGCUCAAGGAGCUCGGAGCGGCGCCGUUCCACGCUCCCGCCUUCGCCGACGAGGCCACCAACAUGGAGGAGACGAUCGAGCCCUGGCUGACCGGCCUUUUCUCCUCCCUCGAAUCCCUCCGCGGCGGGGGCGGGGCCAACAAGGCCGAAGAGAAGCCACCGCAAGCGGUGGCGGAGGGGGGGCUGGAAGAAGCCUCGCAGGCCGCACAGACCCCUGGAGUAGCGAACGGGCAGCCAUCCCCGAGCGGGGUGGACACGACCGGGCGGGGGGAGGAAGGGAACGGUGAGCAGGCGGCGGCAACGGCGGCGGCGGCGGCGGCGGUGGCGGUGGCGGCAAAAACAGGGAGUUCUUCGGCGGCUGGUGCGGGUACCGUCGCGGAAUCGCGGUCCGCUCCCGCUCUGGCGACGACACCUCCGACCAAUGGGAGCGGAGGUGGCUCUCCCGGUGCCACUCGAGACAGCACCGCCGCCGCUGAAACCAAGGCGCCACCGACCCCGCAGCAGCCUCCGACGGUAGCAGCAGCAGCAGCAGCAGCAGCAGCAGCAGCAGCAGCCGGGGAUGCCGGUGGGAAGGUGUUGCUGAAGGCGGCGGCGGGAGGCGGGGGGAGCAAGGCGGUGGUGGCACCAGGGGAAAGCGAACCGCUGCCAACGCACAGGUGCCGGCGAACACGACAUGCAGCGGUGUGA